GAGUUGAAGGAUGGUGUGAACUUGUGGUAGAGUUCAGAGCCGGCGUUGCAUGACAGCUUUUUAGUUCAGAGUAGAGUAGGACUGGACUCAUCACUGUUUAUUCAGUGUUUAAGAAUAUCAAUAGUUUAGUUUUUCUUGAGCAUGUGUUGAUAUGGCUGAAGGACCACCAGGACCAUCUCACUCUGUAGAAAUAGACGCAGAUUUCGAGCCUCUUUCUCGACCACGGUCUUGCACCUGGCCUUUGCGCAGACCGGAGCAGCUCGACCCCGGGAGCUCCAACACGUCCUCCCCGGGGCCAUCGCUGCACCAGGAGCCCGCGGGAAACGGCGAGUACAUCAGUAACCUCGCUUUAUUAGAAGAAGACUAUGACGAAUACACGGAGCACAAAUCACCUGUGCCUUGCAGUGAAUAUCAGGGAAGUCGCAUCCUUCAUCGUCACCAUCAUCCUCCUCCACAGCAGCAGCAGCUCUUGGCCCCGCACGUCCCGGCACAGCAACAGGUGCCUGCUCCCGGCGCGCCUUUGGGUGGCCCCUGCAGCAUCAACCAGAGGAAAAGUAGUUCAUCCCGCCGUAAUGCCUGGGGGAAUAUGUCCUACGCUGACCUCAUAACCAAGGCCAUAGAGAGCGCACCUGAGAAGAGACUGACGCUGUCGCAGAUUUACGACUGGAUGGUCAAAAGUGUGCCCUACUUCAAUGACAAAGGGGACAGUAACAGCUCAGCAGGGUGGAAGAACUCCAUCAGACACAACCUGUCCCUGCACAGUCGCUUUGUGCGUAUCCAGAACGAGGGCACAGGGAAGAGCUCCUGGUGGAUGUUGAAUCCUGAAGGAGGAAAGAACGGGAAAUCAGCACGACGCAGAGCCGCCUCCAUGGACAACAACAGCAAGUUCUCCAAGAGCCGAGGACGUGCCACCAAGAAGAAGAUGGCAGUAGCUGACUUGGUUGACAGCAGUUCCCAUAGCCCGUCUCCUCAGUACUCACACUGGCUUGGAAGUCCUCACUCUCAGAGCACUGAAGACCUGGACUCUUGGAGCACCUUUAGGACCCGAACUAGCUCUGACGCCAGCACCCUGAGUGGCCACAGGUCCCCUUUCCCCUCCGAGCAGGACGAGGUGGGUGAGCCGGACAUACACAUGGGAUACUCUGUGGGGCCCAAGUUAACUUCCCCUCUACCCAGACUGUCUGAGGUGACAGGGUCCAUAGCUCAAAGAGGAUCAGAAAAUGCCAUGGACAGUCUCCUGGACAACCUCAACCUCUUGUCACCCCAAAAUUCCCAAAUGGCAUCUGACACAACACAUACUUCAAAUGGUGCCAUGCAUCAGAAUAGCCUAUUCACUUCCUCCCACCAUAAGAGCAUGUACAACCAGGUGAAGAUGACCCCACUGCUCCCUGUCUGCAUGCAGGCGACAAAGGCCAGCUUUGGGGUUUACAAGAACAGCUAUAACUGUCCCCCUGUCCCUAAAGACCUACUAGCAUCAGAUGGAGAAGCCACAAGGGGCUCUCUGAUGAGGACUGUCUGCUUGUUACCUCCCUACAAUAGCCAAAGUCAUAUAAGUCCACGCAAUGAGGUUAAAAUGCCAAUUCCACAUUCACACCAAAGCCCUCUGCCCUCACGAGAAUUGAAUAGCUGUAACAUGAUACCACUCACGAGUUUGACUAGUCACCCAGGGGCCCCUCCUCGACUGUCCCACACAGCACACAGUAAUAAUUUGAUGGUCUCCACUAAAAGUAAUGGCUACACUGAACUAACUUUAGUGCACCCUCGUGGACAUCAUCAGGAGAGGCUGCCCAGUGACCUUGAUAACAUGUCCAUAGAGAGGUUUGAGUGCGAUAUGGAGUCAGUACUACAUGAUACACUGAUGGAUGGGGGAGCGCUGGAUUUCAACUUUGAACCAGCAGGGGCACAGGGCUUUCCACCCAGAGGGAAAAACACCUCACAUAACUGGGUGUCCGGCUAAGGUUUAUUGUAAGCAACUGUCUUAUAAUCUCCAAUGAGAAAGUAUGGAGAACGAUUGCUAUAUCCAGUAACAUAUUUCCUCCCUGUAUUCAAAGAUCAUUUUACUGUUUUAUAUGCAAAAACAACAUCCUUCACCAUUUUUCCAUAUAUGGCAAGCCACUGUUAAGUAUGGUGUCACUAGUUAAGGUCUUACCAAAGUCAAACUCUCUUCAAUAUUUGUAAAAUAAGUGUUUUAUAGUUUUAUAAAUUGUAAAUACUCUUUUGUAUAUGAAGGCUUGUUAAGGUUUGCUAGAGUAAGCAUUUUGAAUUCAUGUUUUGUACUGUGUGCUUUUGUCAUAAUGAAUUGUUUACAUAAGUUUGUUCAGUGCCUAUAUUUAAACACAUACCUCAAUGUUUUACCUCCGAAAUGCUGAGAGGGAUAGGGAUUGUUCAGUCAUACUGGAUUUAAUGUGUACACUGUGUUGUAAUCACUAUUAAGCAUCUCCAUAGUGUGAUUUAUGUUACAGCGUUCUGAUAUCAUAUAAUCUUUUAUAUUUCUAUGUAUGUUUAGUUCAUAAUGAAUGUUGUGUGAAUUGUGACUUGUAAAUAAUACUUCAAUAUUAAAAUAAGACUGUUGGUC
Messenger RNA from Periophthalmus magnuspinnatus, 2575 nucleotides. Its product is annotated as forkhead box protein O1-A-like. The coding region runs from base 152 to 1957 and encodes 601 amino acids. The record is from RefSeq and is a predicted model, not a curated record. Gene Ontology annotation, cellular component: nucleus. Gene Ontology annotation, biological process: regulation of transcription by RNA polymerase II. The transcript has 3 exons. Gene Ontology annotation, molecular function: RNA polymerase II cis-regulatory region sequence-specific DNA binding; DNA-binding transcription factor activity, RNA polymerase II-specific. NCBI's taxonomy places the organism in Eukaryota, Metazoa, Chordata, Actinopteri, Gobiiformes, Gobiidae.